ACCAUUCAAAAUGUCGUUACAACGCCCAACCAAUCCAACGACCAAAGAAAAACCCAACAUGCUCUCGAUAUGACAACAACCCACCUCGCAGACGCUUAUGCCGAAUACGAAGCCACCGUCCAGCGACGAGCCGAGGUUACCCGUCGACGAGCUGGCCGACUUGGCCGCAAGCGUCAGCAAGAACGACAGGCAAUAGAGUUGGAGAAUCAGGCGGCUGAGGGUGCGGCGACACUAGCCAUGCGCGGUCUUGACGCCGAGUGCCGAGCUGUCGAGCGAAUUUGGCGGGCUAGCGAUGCGCUGAAAGCAUACGAAUUGGAGCAAUUCAUUUAUACACAAAGUGCAAAGUGCCGCAUUGUUGCGACGAAAGAGCACUUGGGGGAAGAAACCCCUGGUCUGCGUGGCCACAAGCGACUUACUGUGUUGCAAAAGCGCGUCGACAGCUUCAACGACCGGGUGGAGCUGGCCAACGUCGCAUGUGCCCACAUCGAACAAGCGCCAGCUGUCUAUGCUUUGAAACGGAAUUGCAUCGCUGGAGCGUCCAAAGUUUGGUGGGGAGAGAAGUUGGAGACUGCGGUUGUAGCCCAGAAUUGCGUGGCGGUUGUCCAUAUGCUCGAGAAAGGCGCCGACCCCGACCAAGAGAGCUGGAACCACAUGACGCCCCUGUUGUGUUGCCUAGUCCAGCGACGCCAUGACCUCCUUCGACGAUGCUUGGAACUGCAUGCAAACCCGAAUUUUGAAACCCAAGACGGCAAAACGCCGCUUCUAGUGGCUAUUGUUGCCGACGACAUUGUGGCGAUGCAAAUACUCUUGGAGCCACGGUGGAAGUGUUCGCCGUGGACUGAGACUGUUCGAGGGGGCGUCACACCGCUCUUGGUAGCAUGUGAGAAAGGAAGGCUAGCUGCGGUGCAACUGCUGCUUGCACAGCCAAGCAGCAGUAUCCAGGGACUAAGAGGAAACACAGUGCAUGGCAUUACACCGCUGAUGCAAGCGGCCAAGGCGAAUCACCUCGCCGUCGCCCGUUUGUUGCUGCGGCACAAUGUCAACCCGUUCGUCCACUGCAAAGCCGACCGCUCAGCCGCUGAGUAUGCUCGUGCGUUUGGCCAUGUUCGCAUGGAACGGCUUGUUGCAAGGGGCAACGAGUUCAACUUGGAUCCGUCCACGCCCCCAACAUAUGAAGAGCGCAUGGAAAGCUCUGCGCUGGACGCCAUCCACCUAGCAUUAGACCGCAGCCUCGCCUCCACCUCUAUCGAUGGAGUGCUGGAAAUCGUUCGAGGCGACGGGCUUGCAAGCCCCAACCAUGAAUCCCCCGACGGGCACAUGGCCUUUCUCGUCGCAUGUGCGAAAGGCGACCUCGCCACAGUGCAAGUGCUCAUGCAGCUCUGCUUGUGGUCCCAGCCCAACCGCCACGGCACGACCGGUCUCUUGGAAGCGGCAAGCCAUGGCCACCUUGAUGUUGUGCUCCACGUCGUGAGUCAGGGAGGGGAUUUAAACUACAGAGACCUAAAAGGUCGAGAUGCGUUCAUGAGGAUGCACGACGGUGGCCACCAUGACAUGUUGCAGUACUUGGUCCAGUACAAGGCCAAGAACAACAUGUUGCUGCCGUGGUGGCAACUCGCCCCUUUGCCCCAACCUGGUGCCCCGUUGAAGGCGCCUUCGAAACUGUCUUCGUUGCAACCCCGCGUUCAAGUCAACCUACCCGCUGUGCACCCACGCCCCAUUUGUGCGCAAUGUCAAGAUCGUCAUUCGUCGAAACACUGUCAUUCGUGUGAAACCAGCUUUUGCGACCAAUGCUACUGGCGGUUUCACCUAGACGCGCGACGACGGCACCACGAGUACCAUGUUUUGGCUCCAGAAGCUGCUGUUGCUGCUGCUGUUGUGGUUGCUGAUCCAAAAUUUGAUGGGUGGCAUCCCCUGCAUCUUCUUUUGACAUGCCAGCCAGACAGAACAACCAAUCAAGAACUCCAUGCGAUUCGAAAGCAAAAGCAUGACCUCCAAGUCCAGCGGCAUGUUGCCACAAUCGAAGCCCACGCGGCUGCUUCCAUCCAAAACGCAUCAGAUGAUCAUGCAGCGGCUUUGCAACUGGCGGCAGUGCAUCGUGACUUGGGCAAAUUUGACGCUGCUACGACCCUACUACGAGACAUGGAGGCUUUGGGGGUGACAUGGCAAUCACGUCGAGCCCUAGCCCAAUUACAUGUGGCAGAAGGCAACAUUGUGGCUGCGGUGGAGUGUUACAAGCAGGCGUUUUCGGCACGGUUGAAUGAAGUUGCUGUCGACCACCAAGACAUCCAGGCGUUGCUAGUCGAGUUCUACAGCGUCAUGGACAAGGCACAGUUUAUGAACGAAGCAGUCGUCAUGGCGACAACCGUCUGCGACAUCGCACGGAGAUCUCUCCCCCGACGGCAUCCAUUUCUAUCUCUCUCCAAAGUAGCACUGGACCAUCUCAAACAGCGUCGAGAGGAAUGCGCCAUGUCGGCAGAAGACUUUUCACUGCAUCCCUCUGAACAAGAUAGGUUUAAUAGCCACGUCAUCACUGCUCGGAUGGCUACAGUUCAAGUCCCAUAUCCACCUGGCUACGUAGGAAAAGCCUGGACAUGUGCACCGCCUUGCUGCGCGACUCGGCCAUGACGGACGUCGUGUCGACGUUCUGCAGGCUCAAUCAGCAGACGAAGUCCCUUCGACUGUGGCGCGACAUGCAAACGUUGAAGUCGGUGGCGAGACCGUCCAAGGUCGCCACAAGCACAGCCCAUCGCAUCGUCAAGACGUUCCCGACUGUGCAUUGCAUUCCGUCGACCAUGUACCGCAAGGUGGUGGCGGCGCUGUCCUGCGCGCAGUGGCCGGCGGAUCUGGCGGCGGUACUGGGUCCUUGUGAGCGCAUUCUCGUAGCGUCGCUGUAUCAAUCGAUGGUGGUGCCGUUUCUGCAAACCCAAGCCGGACAAAGGUGUGUGUGUGCGAUGAUGUUUGCUGGUUGGAUAUGUGAUUCGGUGGCGUUGACAUCGCUGUAGUUGGAUGACGAAGCAUGUAUUAUCGACCCUGCGAUGAUUUGGACGGGGCGAUGAAGUUGCUAUGACAAAACCGCAAGAGUGGGAUUGUUGUAUAUGAGACGUGGUUUAUGAUCGCUUAUUGCAAUAAUUGGUGGACAAUUUCUCGAAUCAAAUCCACGAGGUUGCGGCAUUGCACUGUCGUGUUGAGCGCCACCUACGAUAGUGCAAAAGGUUGUAAAAUAUAAAUAUAUAUACUUCGAAGUAUAUAU
Messenger RNA from Aphanomyces astaci, 3250 nucleotides. RefSeq lists its product as hypothetical. Gene Ontology annotation, molecular function: transmembrane transporter binding. Gene Ontology annotation, cellular component: axon initial segment; membrane; synapse. The record is from RefSeq and is a predicted model, not a curated record. Gene Ontology annotation, biological process: negative regulation of delayed rectifier potassium channel activity; neuronal action potential. The transcript is spliced from 7 exons. NCBI's taxonomy places the organism in Eukaryota, Oomycota, Saprolegniomycetes, Saprolegniales, Verrucalvaceae. Bases 70 to 2625 code for a protein of 851 amino acids.